Messenger RNA from Adineta steineri, 759 nucleotides. The record is from the annotation of a GenBank genome assembly. Lineage: Eukaryota; Metazoa; Rotifera; Eurotatoria; Adinetida; Adinetidae.
AUGGGUACAUGUGCUUCAAUGGAACAAGAAAUUGUCUGCAAUAGUCUACUUGUCUCUCAUCUGAGCCCGCCACGUCACACACUAACUGACUACCCGAAUUAUCGUAAUGUUAAUUUGAAGCAACGCAUUAUGUCGGACGGUUCUCGACGUUGUGUGGACGUGAAUGACAUGAAAUUAACAGAUCAGGAUAUGCAGAUUGUAGUUCAAUGGGGAAUGAUACAUAAAAAAUGUAAAUCGCUUGCAGUAGGAGGUAACAGGAUAACAUCACAGGGUGUGUGGGUCAUCGCCAAUGCAUUAUGUAUUAAUACAACAUUAAAACAUCUUACUCUACAUUGUAAUCAUAUAUGUGACACGGGCACUCAAUAUCUGGCACAAACUCUCACACUUCACAACUCGACUCUCACAGGUCUUGCCCUUCAUAUAAAUGAUAUUACCGACGUCGGUGCUGGGCUUAUAGCUGGAGCGAUUAGAGUAAACCGAACUCUAGUUUAUGUGGAUUUAUCAAGAAAUCGGAUUGGCGAUCAAGGAGCGAUACAGUUGGUUAGUGCAAUUAUUCAAUAUGGUGACAAAUUCGAACGGUUAAUGCUUCAUACAAAUCAACUGAUAACUGAUGUGAGUGUUCCGACUAUUGUUCGCAUGCUUGAAAUGAAACGACCUUUGGAGACGUUUUGGGUGAAUAAAUGCAGUAUUUCGGAUGUGGGACGUGCAAAAAUUUGGCAAGCAGGAGAAACAAGAAAGAAAUUUUACCACAAUGAGUAA